Messenger RNA from Paramecium sonneborni, 798 nucleotides. The record is from the annotation of a GenBank genome assembly. Lineage: Eukaryota; Ciliophora; Oligohymenophorea; Peniculida; Parameciidae.
AUGUAAUAAUAUAUAAAAUAGACUUAAAAUCUUUAUGAAAUAAUUCUUAAUGAAGUGAUAGAGAAAUUAAAAUAAAACUCUGAUUAAGGUUAAUUAUAAAUGAGUGAAUCUGAGAUCUAAACUUUUAAAGAUGUAUUUAUAAAUUUAUACUAUUUUUAGUUUUGGUUAAGUAGUUUAAAUGCAAUAUAAGGAGGUUAAGAAGUUAAUUUAAAAACAAAAGUUUCCCCUUAAUUAAAGUAAAAUAGAGACAACCCUAUUGAAGAGGAACCUGCUAUAUUAAAGAAAAUUAAAACUAAUUUAGAUACUUCAAUCAUAAAAAAAGUAUAUUUUCUUACUAUUUCUUAUUUUAGGAAGAAAGUGACUUAUUAUUUUCAGAUGAUUCUGAAGAUGAAAUUAAUCCAAAAGUAGAAUAAGAUACUUAUGAGAAAGCAUUGAAAUAUUUGGAUUAUCAAAUCAGAAAAAAUGAGUUUCUGAGAAAGAAAACCUUAUUUGAUAAAAUUAGAGAAUUAGAUCAAUUAAAAAGCUUUGUUGAAGUGGAAGAUGAAGAUGAUGAUGAUGAUGAUGAUAAGACUGAAGAACCAAGAGUAUUUGAUACGUAAGUAUAUGCUUAAAAGCUUAACAAAGAUAAUUUAGUAUGUCGUAUUAAGGUAUAUUCACAAUUUAAUAUAGCCAAAUAAAUCUUAAAAAAUUAGUUUAGAGUAUGUUCUUAUUAAAGAAAAAAGCAAUUAAGAGGUAAUAUAUCCAUAUGCUUAAUUGGUGUUUAAUUUUAAAACUUAUAAGAAAAUAAGUUCUAAUUGA